AUGGCCGACGAAGAAGUCGUCGAGGAGAUACCGUUGCAGACCUCUGCUGUAAAUCUUCCUGUUAACAAACAUUCGCACACUGACGACCUGCUCUCUGUUUCACGCUCCGAUCCGCCGCCUCGCCUUCCAGAGCCCGAAGAGGAGGAGCCUCCGGCGCCAGAAGCUGAAGAGCCUCCAGAAGAGCCUGCGGAGGAGCCCGCAGAAGACGAAGCUCAAGUUGCAGAUGAAGAUGACUCCAAACCCAAACCAAAGGCUUUUGCUCCAGCCAUGACGGUGCCAAAGAUUCCUGAAGGAGAAAAAGUCGACUUCGACGACAUCAACAGGAAGCGUCACGAGAAGGAUCUGUCUGAGCUGCACUCGCUGAUCGAGGCCCACUUCAUCCAGAGGAAGAAGGACGAGGAGGAGCUCGUCGCUCUCGUCAACAGGAUUGAGAAGCGUCGUGCUGAGAGGGCCGAGCAGCAGAGGAUCCGAGCUGAGCUGGAGAAGGAGAGGCAGGCUCGCUUGGCAGAAGAGAAGGAGAGGAAGGAGAUGGAGGAGGCUCGGAAGAGGCAGGACGAGGACGCCAAGAAGAAGAAGGCCCUGACAAACAUGACUCAGCAGUACUGCGGCGUCCAGCAGAGGCAAGACGGAAAGAGGGGAGCGAAGAAGCAGACGGAGAGGGAGAAGAAGAAGAAGAUCCUGGCGGAGAGGAGGAAACCGCUCAACAUCGAGCAUCUCAACGAGGAGAAAGUCAAGGAGAAGGCCAACGAGCUGUGGCAGUGGCUCUUCACGCUGGAGGCCGAGAAGUUUGACCUGACCGAGAGGCUCAAGAGACAGAAAUACGAUAUCAAUGUGCUCCAGUCGCGUAUUCAGGCCAACCAGAGCGCCAAAGGAAGAGGCAAGGCCAAGGGCCGGGUGAGAUAGACGGAAGCAUCAGCGGCGGGCACGCGACCCCGAGCGGCGGCG
Molecule: messenger RNA, 945 nt
Organism: Salarias fasciatus (jewelled blenny)
Lineage: Eukaryota; Metazoa; Chordata; Actinopteri; Blenniiformes; Blenniidae
Gene: tnnt2e
Product: troponin T2e, cardiac
Exons: 14
Coding region: 1-903 (300 amino acids)
Biological process (GO): cardiac muscle contraction; regulation of muscle contraction; sarcomere organization
Cellular component (GO): troponin complex
Molecular function (GO): troponin C binding; tropomyosin binding; troponin I binding
Source: RefSeq, a predicted model, not a curated record